This is a messenger RNA of Rotaria sordida, 396 nucleotides long. NCBI's taxonomy places the organism in Eukaryota, Metazoa, Rotifera, Eurotatoria, Philodinida, Philodinidae. The record is from the annotation of a GenBank genome assembly.
AUGAAUAUUAUACGCUUAUUAAAAACAUCACAAAUUUAUAAUUCAUGUUUAUUUAUUUAUUAUGCUCAAUUAAUAAAUGAUCAAAUAUCAUCAUCAUUUGAACAUGAGUUAAAUCGAUGUGCAAUAGAUAAUCUUGAAAAACUUUUAGAAAUAAUACAUAAUCCAUUAUCAUCAUUUCAAAUAAAUACACGUGUAUUAAAAGAAAUUUUACGUUCAAAUUCAACUGAACUUGAUCAUUUUUUACAUUCAAUUAGUACUGAUCUUAUAGCAAAACUUUAUUAUGCAUGUCUUGCAUGUCAUUAUCAAACAAUUGAAAUAUUUGCUGAUAGUUUAAAGUACAUGCAACGUUGUCUUCAACAACGACAAAAUAUUGAUAAUAUAAAACAAUCAGAAUAA